Messenger RNA from Lodderomyces parapsilosis, 1356 nucleotides. RefSeq lists its product as uncharacterized. Bases 1 to 1356 code for a protein of 451 amino acids. Gene Ontology annotation, cellular component: transcription export complex 2. Gene Ontology annotation, molecular function: double-stranded DNA binding; RNA binding. Lineage: Eukaryota; Fungi; Ascomycota; Pichiomycetes; Serinales; Debaryomycetaceae. The transcript has a single exon. Gene Ontology annotation, biological process: transcription elongation by RNA polymerase II; post-transcriptional tethering of RNA polymerase II gene DNA at nuclear periphery; poly(A)+ mRNA export from nucleus. The record is from RefSeq and is a predicted model, not a curated record.
AUGGAUGGCUUGAAUAAUUAUUUGCAACAGGUUGAACGCAGUAUUGAAAAGAAGAACAGCAAGAAAUUACGUCGACUACUAUCAGUACUUGAACAACAAGACAAAUCGCAAGCUCGUGCCGAAUUCCCUGACCCAACUGAAUUUGAUUUAUACAAGCUAAAUAAAUUUGGACCGGUUGUAUCAUGUUAUAUACGUACUGCCAAGAGCAUGUGUAUUGAACAAUCGAGUAUUACUUGUUUUGAAAAUUCCAAUCAACUAUGUGCCAAUUUAAUUCGAGCUAGUGAACAAUUAGAAGGGAAUUGGAUCAUGCCGGUGAUUAUUUCAUGUUUUGGUGAGUUGAUGAUGUUUUACAUCGUUACUGAACGGUAUCAUCAUGAAGAUUUGAAUCAAAUAUUGCUUGAGAGUAGUAAUGCAUUUGACGAAGGUGCGUUUGUACCACAAAAGACAUCAAGGCUAGAGAAAUUAAUAAACACAUUCAAAAUGGGGUUCAACUUAAGUAAUAAUGACAAGACGAUGGAUGUUAGAUUGAGCAAACGCAAUGACUUGUACUUCUUUUUGGCCAAUUUGAUUAAAUUAUAUUUCAAAAUGGGUAAACUUGCCCUCGCCAAAAGUGCGAUAAAUUCACUGAAGAGUGGGAAUAAAUUGUUGCCCAACAUGAUGGCUAAUACACGUACUUGUCAAAAUGCCAUAACUUAUCUGUAUUAUCAAGCAUUGGUGUCGUUAGAUGAUGGCAAAUUUUUGGAAAGUGAAGAAGCAUUAAAUAAAGCCAUGAGUUUGAUUGCCAAUUACAAGGAGAAAAAAUCCAAUCAAUUGCGACGAAUAUUGUUAAUUUUAAUCCCAUUGAAACUUUACAACCAGGGUAAAAUACCUCAUGAAUCAGUAUGGCAAAGAUUCCCUGAUUUGAAAACCAUGUAUCAUGAUAAUUUCUUGGAUGCAAUAUGCACGGGGAAUUUGUACAAGUAUGAACAGUGUAUGAACCGAUAUCAACUUGUUUUGUUGAAAAACCACUUAUAUAUAUUGAUGGAGUUGUUGCGACAAUUUGUUCAGUUGAUGGUGAUGCAUAAGACAUACAAGAUUACUCUGGAGUUACAAAAUGACGAAAAGACAACUCCAAUCAGUGCGUUUAAAUUAGGGUUGGAGUUGUCUAUGCACUACAAUGAGAGAGGAGAGGAGUCGGAGGAAAAGGAUGCGCCCACUCAUCAAGUAUCUGAUUUAGAAGUUGAGACUAUUGUGGCUAAUCUAAUUACUCAAGGGUAUAUUCGUGGAUACGUGAGUAAUACCAAUAGAGUGGUUGUAUUCUCUAAAUCAUGUCCAUUUCCUAAAAUAACUGAGGUCAAAGUCGAGGGAAAGGAUUAG